GCGGCUGGCUAACUUUGCCUUUACCGCCCCGGUGUGGUAGUUUGCUAGUUAGUGUGGUUGUGUGUGUGGACAGGUAGUUAACGGCAGUGACUGGAAUGAGUGUUUUCUGAUGUGUGUUUUACGGAGGAAAAGAGGUGAAUGUAACAUUUGAAUAGUGCGGGGCGUUGCUGGGAUAGUCUCGCCGUGUUACAGUGCAACUACUGUGCUCCGUGGCUGCUUGAAGCGGGUUAUCACUCAUUAUCAGCCCUCACACUGGCUGUGUGAACCGGCUGCACCAUCAGAUCAGUGUAGACUAACUACCUUUUAAUGCACGAAGACAUUAAUCUUCACGGGGUGCAUCGCAGUAAGUCACCGCAAACUGAGUAUGAGAGGAAAACGGAUGAGCCAUUACCUUUCUAUGAAGUUUUGGUGGGGGUGCUGUCAGCAAGACAUCAUUAUGAACUGCGACAGGCGAUAAGAGAGACCUGGCUGGGAUACCUCAGACACCACCCCCACUUCCAGCACAGAGUGGGGGUGAAGUUUAUCGUGGGGGAACAUGGGUGUCCUAUACCAGAGGAUGACCGAGAGGAUCCUUACUCCUGCUCCCUCCUGAACUUCACUGAGCCAGCGGCAGGCCGGGACGAGGAGAUGGAGAUUGUGACAGUGUCUGAUCCCUCGCUGCUCGCCCCCUCUGACGUGUCUGCCAUUGCCCUGGACUUCAAGGUCCUCCACCCGGUGGUGAUAACCCGGCUAGGGGUGUUUCCCAGCGGGACCCGAGCAGAGCUUCAGAGCAACGUGACGGUGAAGCUUCUCCAGCUGGACCAGGAGGAGGCUGUGGUUACUGCUCGCUUCAGCUCCAUCAGCACGGGGACCUUGGUGAACUGGAUGUGGUACAAACCAGUGGAGCAGUUCAUCCUGCCGAAGGGGUUUGAGGGGACGCUCGUCUGGGAGAGUCUCGACUCUGCCGCACUGACCACAGUCAACUCCUCCGUGCAGCUCAGUGAUGGAGGAGGCGUCCUAAAGAUCUCUUCUAUUGCAGAGGGGAUAUUGCCUCAUAGAAGUGCUCUUGGAUUUCCCGGUUUGGCUGGAGGCUUCACAUUUACUAUCUAUGAUGGAGACGGUCUGUCAGAGCUCCUGCGGGGCCGCCCAGCCAGGAUGGAGCGCCAUGCCUCCAGGCUGAGGGAGGAGGAUGCCACUUUGCAGGAGGAGAGCCUCAGGCAUGGCGACAUGGUGUUCGUAGAUGUGGUAGACACCUACAGGAACGUGCCUUCCAAACUGCUUCAGUUCUAUAAAUGGUCUGUGGGAAACGCUGACUUUAAUCUACUGCUGAAGACGGAUGAUGAUUGUUACAUCGACGUGGACUCUGUAUUAAUGAAGAUUGACCACAAGGGUCUCAAACGCAGCAAUUUCUGGUGGGGGAAUUUCAGGCAGAGCUGGGCGGUGGAUCGCAUUGGGAAGUGGCAGGAGCUGGAGUACGCGAGUCCAGCCUACCCGGCAUUUGCCUGCGGCUCUGGCUAUGUGGUCUCUCGUGACCUGGUCCAGUGGCUUGCCAACAAUGCAGAGAAACUGAAGGCCUACCAGGGAGAGGAUGUGAGCAUGGGGAUAUGGAUGGCAGCUGUUGGGCCUCAGAAAUAUCAGGAUCCCGGCUGGCUGUGCGAGAAGGAGUGCUACCUGGACAUGCUGUCGUCCCCCCAGCACACGGCCAAGGAGCUGCACGUUCUCUGGGAUAGGAAAAGAGCCUGUGGAGACCCCUGUGGAUGCCCCUGGGACCACUGAAUGUGGUUCACGCCACACUCACUACGUGACACUGUGGGUAAAAUGCACUCGACACUAGCUGUCAGGUCAUUUUCUGUAAUAUUUUUUUUUCUUAAAACACUAAACUGAGCCAUUAUCAGUUGCUAGAAUUAUUAUUAUUAUUAUUAUUAAAAAAAAACACUUAGAUUUGGAAAUGUGGGACACUCUGUAGGGAAAAUAAUGUCAAACUUUGCAGGUUCGUAAUAUUAACAACAUAAACCAUUUGCAGCUUAAAGAAAAAAAGACCUCACCUUUAGCUGUAGCAUCCUGCCGGUAUUUGUAUCAUGAAGUCGGUUAUUAAAUUUGAAAAUGUCAAAAUGUGGGAAGACUGCAGAUGAAAAGAUGCUUUAUUAAUGUAACUGUCAGGGAUGGUACAAGAACCAUGUGCAAUACCAGCGUGUGAAGGUCAUCAUGUUCAGGGUGAUUGCUGUAAGACUUUGAGUACUUUAUUCUAAUUGUUGGUACUCUGGAGACAGAGCUGAACAUUUUUUUUUUUUUUGGUUUAAUGCAGAUAUUUGAUGGCGUUUUAACGAUGAUUCCUCUGCAUUGCUAUGUUUUGUAAAUUUAUUGUCUGAAGCUUUUCAUCUUCUUUACUGUUUGUAGGUUUAUGAUGGGCUUUCUCACAGACACACACACACAGUUUGUACUGUAAUUGUUAUUGUGCAGAUAGUGAUGUGGCCUUACUGUAUUUGUUAGGCGUCUGUACGUAUGUUAACACUUGUGAUAUUGACAGAUUUUUGGGGGAACUUGACAAAGCAGUCGGAGCGACUGUGGAAAAGACUCACUCGUUUAACACGGUUUUAUGAAAGCCUCCUCAAAGGUAAUAAAGAACACUUAAGAGAGA
Messenger RNA from Oreochromis niloticus (Nile tilapia), 2617 nucleotides. RefSeq names its product beta-1,3-N-acetylgalactosaminyltransferase 2 (gene b3galnt2). Gene Ontology annotation, molecular function: hexosyltransferase activity; UDP-glycosyltransferase activity. Gene Ontology annotation, cellular component: Golgi membrane. The transcript is spliced from 12 exons. Gene Ontology annotation, biological process: protein O-linked glycosylation. Lineage: Eukaryota; Metazoa; Chordata; Actinopteri; Cichliformes; Cichlidae. The record is from RefSeq and is a predicted model, not a curated record. Bases 307 to 1755 code for a protein of 482 amino acids.